Racocetra fulgida is the source of this 391-nucleotide messenger RNA. Lineage: Eukaryota; Fungi; Glomeromycota; Glomeromycetes; Diversisporales; Gigasporaceae. The record is from the annotation of a GenBank genome assembly.
AUCUUAAUUUCUGGUUUUGGGUCAGCAUGGAAAUUUGAUGAUAGUUUGGUUUCAUUAUUUGAUGAAGGAAUGACAUACGAAUACUCCGACCCUCAAAUUUUUAUCAAACGUCGAUUCACCCCAGACACUAAGUCGGAUAUAUAUAGCUUAGGAGUAAUAUUAUGGGAACUUACAAGUGGAAUUCGUCCUUUUUCGAAAGUUCCCAAUAAACUCGCCUUAGCACGCCUUAUUUCAAAAGGUAAUCGAGAAAAAACUAUUCGUGGAACGCCUUCAAGUUACGCAAAACUUUAUAAAAAAUGUUGGAAUACUAAUCCGAAAAAACGCCCGGAGCUUGAUGAAAUUUUGAGUAAAAUUCAACAGUCUAGAAAAGCGACUGAAACAAUUAGAAAUC